AUGAGAUUCGUUCCUGCUGCUGCAGUGGCGCUGCCAGUAUUGGCGGCGCACGCUGCGCCCCUUGCUGAGCCUACUUGCAGCAACACUGAUGUGGUUAUCUUGGGAGCAGGUGUUGCCGGUCUUACCGCCGCACAAACCCUCUUAGACAAAGGUGUCGAGAAUUUUAUUGUGCUCGAAGCCAGGAAUGAAUCUGGUGGCCGGCUUUACAGUCGCAAUUUUGCCGGGCAUAAGAUUGAGGUCGGCGCCAACUGGGUUCACGGACCGGGAGGGCUGGAAACCGGAAAUAUCAAUCCCAUGUGGACUAUGGUUGAACGGGCGGACUUGAAAAGAGUGAAGACCAACGAGGAGGACAGGUCCGUGUAUCCUAAACAAAGCGAAACAGCCGUCGUAGCCGCCCUAAAGAGCGCCAAGGUCGCCACUGAUAAGGUGUUGGUUGACGCCGUCGAUAUCCUGAAGAAUAAUCGCCAGGAUCGGACAUUCCGAGCCGGCCAGCGCCUUCAGCACUGGGAUCCGGCGAAGAAUGACCCGGCUGGACAACUGGCCGAUUGGUGGGCCUGGGAUUGGGAGGCUGCAUCUCCACCAGAAGAGAAUUCGGAAGUUUUUGGCGCUAUAUCUACGAUCGCCACCUACGAAUACUUUUCAGAGGGUGACUGGUUUAUCUGUGAUAACGCUGGAUUCGUUUCUGCAUUUCGGAGAAAUGUGAGCGCCGUCCUCAAUGGACCGGCAGAUCGUGUUCGCUUCAACAACAAAGUCACCAAGAUCAAGCACAGUUCAAACGGGGUCACCGUUACCAGUGAUAAGGGAUGCGUCAAUGCCAAAUAUGCUAUUGUCACCUUCUCCCUAGGAGUGCUACAGAGAGGACACGUCGAAUAUGACCCGCCCCUGCCACCUUGGAAAGCUCAAGGCAUCGCCGGCUUUGAAAUAGGCACAUACACCAAGAUCUUCCUCAAGUUCAAGAGCAGUUUCUGGGACAAAAAGCAAUUCCUUAUGUGGGCAGAUCCCCAUGUUCGCGGCAAUUACCCCGUGUUCCAGCCGUUGGAUAUUCCCGGGUUGUAUGAGAACUCUAAUAUUCUUGUGGCCACGGUGACCGGAGAGCGUUCUUACCGCGUCGAGUCUCAGACGAACGAAGAGACAAAGCAGGAGCUUCUUAAGGUGCUUAAGCACAUGUAUGGUGAAAGGGUCUCAGAAUUGGAAGAAAUAUACUAUCCGAGAUGGAGUACGGAAGAUUGGUCCUACGGAUCCUACUCCUACUGGCCACCAUCUACAAGCCUGCAAGAACAUCAGAAUCUCCGCGCCAAUGUCGACAGCGUCUUCUUUGCCGGUGAAGCCACCAGCCAGGAGUUCUUUGGCUACCUGCACGGGGCCUAUUACGAGGGCAAACACGUGGCCGAGUUCCUGGCACCCUGCCUCAAUAUGGACCCGGAUGUACCAUGGUGUCAAACGGCAAACUAUCAGGUGCUGACAGGGGUUACGCCGUAUGACUUGUAUAAUCCAGUCAAUGGCUGGUAUAUUUACAAUGACAAAGUACCUGGCCAUGACUGA
This is a messenger RNA of Aspergillus tubingensis, 1542 nucleotides long. Its product is annotated as polyamine oxidase. Lineage: Eukaryota; Fungi; Ascomycota; Eurotiomycetes; Eurotiales; Aspergillaceae. The transcript is spliced from 7 exons. Gene Ontology annotation, molecular function: oxidoreductase activity. Bases 1 to 1542 code for a protein of 513 amino acids. The record is from RefSeq and is a predicted model, not a curated record.